Messenger RNA from Anarrhichthys ocellatus (wolf-eel), 2295 nucleotides. RefSeq names its product olfactomedin-4-like. The record is from RefSeq and is a predicted model, not a curated record. The transcript is spliced from 7 exons. Bases 283 to 1662 code for a protein of 459 amino acids. NCBI's taxonomy places the organism in Eukaryota, Metazoa, Chordata, Actinopteri, Perciformes, Anarhichadidae. Gene Ontology annotation, biological process: signal transduction.
UUGAAUUGAAUUGUUUCACCACUGUUUGUGUUGCUCACACAUUACUUUUAAACAGGAUAUAUUUUGUAAAAUCUGAUGAUAUUCAAGUUUUUUCCCCCCUAUGACAUAUAAAAAAUCCCAACCACAAGGAGGAAGUGAUCCGUCUCUGUAGGAAACGUGACACAUAUCACACACUGAGCACACAUCUAAAAUCACAGAGGUUAGUGGGAUUGUUCAGUGGUUAGAAGCUGCUGCUACAGUCAGACACACUGUCCUAUUCAAACUGGGUCUCUCUGAUCCACCAUGAAGCUGUAUGUGAUCGUCCCACUGUGUGCUCUGUUCGCCCUCACCCAACAGGCACCUUCAAGUGAGUGUUCGUGUGAGUUGACUACUUCAGAGAAGUUAUUCCCUCAUGACAAACUCGUUGCGGUGGAGGACAGUGCAUUGAAAUGCAACAGCGACAUCACCCCACAGAAGGUCGCAGAGCUGGACAGUCUGCUGCUGGGUCUGGAGCUACGUCUGCCUCAGCUGCAGGAGGAUGUGUCCAUGCUUGAGAGGGAGAACGACGGACAGCUCUACGGGGUUAUCAGCCUGCAGGUGAUAGAGAACGAACUGAUGCAGAUCAACCAGCUCGUAGCCAGGCUCAAGAGCGCCACCCUGAGUCACCAGCGUCUGACUGCCAACACUACUGAACAGUUGGAGGACCUGAAAGCAGAGAUGCAGGAGCUGGAGUCGUACGACACCAUGCGGGUGGUGAACACACAACGAACCAACCAGCGUCUGAAGAAAGAUCUGGACCAGUGCAAGUCUGGACUUUACCCCACCACCAAACCCAUUCAGCCUCCACAUGGUAACUGCCCUCACGGUCAAUUUCUGAACAUUACCGGACCGAGGGUGUACACAGCAGGAGAGUACCCCGGUUCCUACAAGUAUGGAGCCUGGGGUCGGGAUCCAAAACCAGAGGCGGGGAAGGAGAGCUGGUAUUGGCUGGUAAUGAUGACCUCCAGCAAUAAAUUCUCCAACUAUGUCCGUUUCUACUCCAGCCUGAGCUCUCUCAUUGUUGGAGUGAGCGCACCAGGUAAUGUCCUGAUCCACACCGCUAACCCAACCACCAACACCAUUCAGGGUCCAAAUGUUGUGCUGUAUGGAGAGGCCUUGUACUACAACUGUUACAACCAAGAUACUGUUUGUCGAUUCAACCUCACCACCAAAACUGUUAUCAAUUUCCAACUACCCAAAGGCACCAGGUUUAACUCAAAGGGUAACUUCUGUCACCCUGAUGAAUGCUACCCGUUCACCGACCUGGACCUGGCGACAGAUGAGUCAGGCGUCUGGGUGAUCUAUACCACCACGCAAGACUUUGGCAAUCUGGUGCUGUCCAAGGUGGAGGAGGGCGAGCCGCUGAGACUCGGCCAAACCUGGCGCACCUCCAUCUACAAGCAGGGGGUUACUAACACCUUCAUGGCCUGCGGCGUGCUCUAUGCGACACGGUACGUCAACAAAGAAGUUGAGGAGAUCUUCUAUUCAUUUGACACCACAACGAGGGAGGAGAGGUUCAAUGUUGGUGUCUUCAUCAGCAAGAUGUCUCCCAACAUUCAGUCCCUGAACUAUAGCCCUGUGGACCAGAUGCUACAUGCCUACUGUGACUCCUACAUGGUCUCCUAUAAGGUUUUGUUUGGGUAAAUGGAUAAUAUUGACAACUUUUUCCAUAAAAUGUAUAUCUUAAUAAUGGUAUGCAGUAAUAGUGACUUGCACGGAAAAAUAUAGGCGACUCUUUAAUUCACCUUAUUCUUUGUCUUAACUAGGGCACAUUGGGUCUGUUUAUAAUCUUACUUCCUUUUACUUUACUUGGCUUUACUUGCCAAAAUAACUGUUUAAAUAAAUAAUUCCAUGAACAUAACCAUGUAGAUUCCCAAUAUAUGAUCAGUUUAUCAAAAUAAUGGUUAUUUGGAAAUUUACAACAAAGUUUUUUGGAGCUUCGGGGAGCUGCUGGCUGUGUGGCUGAAUGUUCCCAAAUAUCUGUCAUUGUGUACAAUGCUACUGGUGCUAAACCCAAGAAUGAAAAGAAAUGCACCGAACCAGAAGUGAAAGCAUUGAGGGGGUAGGAAAUCACCUGUGCUAUGAGUGGUUUACAUGGUAAAGCUACAUGAUAAAUUAGGCAUAAUGUACAUUUUUAUUGCAAGAAUUACAGUAGUUCUAUCUGUAGCUGAUUGAUGUAUGUACCUAGAGUGUGGAAACAUUACAGUAGGACUUUCCAGAAACAAUUCAUCUGCAGGAGGUGAAGAAGAAAUGUUAAUAUGACGUUAAAUCACAAUA